Histoplasma mississippiense is the source of this 1479-nucleotide messenger RNA. RefSeq lists its product with no specific name. The record is from RefSeq and is a predicted model, not a curated record. NCBI's taxonomy places the organism in Eukaryota, Fungi, Ascomycota, Eurotiomycetes, Onygenales, Ajellomycetaceae. The transcript has 4 exons. Gene Ontology annotation, cellular component: mitochondrion. Bases 1 to 1479 code for a protein of 492 amino acids.
AUGGGGCCGAAGUCCUGCGCGCUGUUUGUGUGCUCUUUUAAAAGGCUCAGCCUGAAAACUAUCCUUCGUAACGGAUCUUCACCACAUACCUUCGCAGCAACCCGCGGAGUUCACCAGAAGAUAGUCUCUCAAUCAGCCAUGCUGCAACACCUGUCUUCAAGCACAGCAUUUGCCUACACAGCCGGUCGAUGGCUUCACCUGGACAAACUACAACGCGACGCGCGGUACCUUGAAUUUAAUUUGGAUUGCCUAUAUGAAAGAGUGCUCUCUCUCUGCCCGUCCGCGACUUCAAUCAAAAGCUGUCAGAAGCUGGAGGGAGGGUUCAGUAGGGCCUUCGUCAUCACGACCAACAAUGGAAGACAGGUUGUUGCCAAAUUUCCCACCUCUGUUGCUGGUCCAGCCAGAUAUGUGACGAACUCUGAGGUGGCAACAAUUACUUACUCCAUUCUGGAUUGGUGUGAUGAUCCAACGAACCCAAUCGGGUCGGCGUACAUUAUCAUGGAACACGCUGGUGGUGUCCAACUGCAGGAAGUAUGGGCGGAUGUACCUGUGCAUGUGAAAGUGAAAAUUGUGGGCGCAAUUUGCUUCAGUAUUCUGCCAAUAUCGCAACUUGACUUUCCAGCAUAUGGCAGGCCCGACCUCUCCUCAUAUGCCUCUGCGUUGAUCGAUGUUGGCUUUUCAAGGCUGCCACCAGCUGAUCAUCCCACCCUCCAGCUGCCGCAAGCAUCCUAUCAGGGGUCCCUGAACAAACAUUUGGAGCUGCUGAAUGUUGCUCAGGCCUUGUUUCCCAAGCUGAUACAGCACCCCAAAAUCCAGUCCAAUGCGACACCGACCCUCUUCCAUCCAGACUUACAUAUGAGAAAUAUUUUUGUGUCCAAAGAUGACCCAACCACUGUGACUGGGUUCAUUGAUUGGCAGUGCACCAGUGUUGAGCCGUCAUUCUAUUACGCGGACGACGUGCCUGAUUUUGCCAUGGUUCCCACAGAGGAAACACCGGAGAAUGCGACAGAAAGUUUGUGCGGCCAAGCAUAUGAGGGGGGGUGGGCGCUUCUGGCUCCAAGGCUAGGCGCGACCAGGAAGAUCGAUGAAUCGCUCCUCCGCCCGUUCCGCUACUGCCAUCGCACAUGGAGAGAUGGCUUCGUUCCAUUCACCCAUGAACUGAUGCGGUUAAGAGACAGGUGGAAAGAGCUCGGGUUCACCGACGACGACAACUGCCCCAUUCCUCCGUUGAGUGAGGAAGAUAUGCGCCUCCACGAGAAACAGCUGGAUGUCUAUGAAAAGAUACUGCAGAUCAAGCGGGAUGUGAUUACGACGCUGGGUGUGGAGGAAGAUGGCUGGGUGUCUGCAGAUCGUUGGGAGGGAGUAAGGCAAGCCCAUCGAGAUAUCUAUGAAACCGUCAUGGCGAGCAUGGAGGAUGAUCAGGACAGGGAGGAAUUGAAAACGUUCUGGCCGUUCGACGACUAUCCUGUAGGGCAAUAG